Molecule: messenger RNA, 7846 nt
Organism: Amblyraja radiata (thorny skate)
Lineage: Eukaryota; Metazoa; Chordata; Chondrichthyes; Rajiformes; Rajidae
Gene: rlf
Product: RLF zinc finger
Exons: 8
Coding region: 61-6861 (2266 amino acids)
Biological process (GO): regulation of transcription by RNA polymerase II
Cellular component (GO): nucleus
Molecular function (GO): DNA-binding transcription factor activity, RNA polymerase II-specific; DNA binding
Source: RefSeq, a predicted model, not a curated record
CGUACCCUCCUUCCGCUCGGUCACGUGAGCAGUGUCUACGCGCAACAGUGGAGAGCGAAGAUGGCGGACGGAGAGAGCGAGCAGGCCCCCGAGCCUUUAACCGAGCGGCUGCGGCUCGUCCAAGGCGAGCUACGGAGGCACGGCGUGUCCCCGGAGUCUUCUGCGCUCUACUGCCAGCGUUUCUGCGAGAUCUUGAUACAAUAUGGUGAGAAAUACAAAGCUACUGAAGAACUCCUACCUUUACUGGAAGUCUAUCGGAUUUCCAUCCAGAGCUACACAAGUGCAAGGCCUUGCCUAACGACGGAGUGCGCUCACAUUAAUUUUGUACUCGGUCAGUUAGUCGUGAGCUGUUUUGAAAUAUUACUUUCACUUCCUGACAAAGAUGUUCCACAAGACUUGUGGCAGCAGCUGCAGCAGACAUUGCAGGAUUCUCACGAUGCUUUACUGGAAUUUGGAAAUAAUGAAUUGCAGGCACUACUUGCAAUUUCUAGAGAAGGGGGAGCUUGGAAAAAUCCAGUUCUACAGUGUAUUCUUUCCAAGCAGACAGCAUCUAUCGACGAGGUGAAUGAUUAUUUGAUCCAGGAAGGACCAGCAUUUCUUGAGAUUCGCAUUAAACAUCUGAUGAAAACUGAUCGCAAGUUUGAUGCAGUACUGCUUGCAAAGUGUUGUACAGAAAAUGCAGAAAUUAACAGCAAAGGUGCUUUUCGACAAAUCUACCUCACUUGUCUCUGCACUAUGGGAUCCAAUGAGGAGGCAGCAAAAGAGAUCGCACGUGUUGACUGCAAGGAAGUGCUGGAUAUUAUUUGUAACCUGGAGUCUGAUGGUCAGGACAAUGCUGCCUUUAUCCUGUGUACAACAUUCCUAACCCAUCAACUGCAGCAGGAGAGUGUCUAUUGUUCUUGGGAGCUCACUCUGUUUUGGAGCAAGUUGCAACGGAGACUGGAUCCAUCUCUGGGUUCCUUCCUGGAUCGUUGUCGGCAGCUUGGUAUUAUUGCUAGGACUGUGUAUCACAUAUUCUUCCUUAUAAAAGUUAUCCAAUCUGAAGCAGAAGGAGCUGGUCUCCCAAUCUCAAUUGAACUUUGUGUUGGAGCUCUUCGUAUUCCGUCUAAUGAAAACGCAGAGAUGAAGAUUUCCAUUUGUAAAACCAUCGCCUGCUUGAUGCCGGAUGAUCUUGAAGUGAGACGUGCUUGUCAACUCACUCAGUUCCUUCUGGAACCCACAGUGGAUGCGUACCACGAGGUGGAACGGCUGUACAAGCAACCUGACCAAAAAUACGAUGAGGAGAACGGCCCUAUUCCCAACUCGUUACACUGUGAGCUGUUGUUGGCUUUGAAAGCCCACUGGCCUUUUGAUCCAGAGUUUUGGGAUUGGAAAACUCUAAAGCGUCAUUGCCGUGGGCAUUUGGGUGACAAGGCUGAUGCCAUUUCAGAAGAUGAACUCAGCGAAAACGAGCUGGAUGGUAAUGAGCUCUUUGAUCAAAUGAGUAGAAUACCAGAGACAAUAAACGAUGGAAGGGAUAAGGAUGGAGAUGCGGGCAAAAAGAAAGAGAAGGUGAUGUCAGACCGAUAUUACAGGUGGCUUCAAAAUAUGUUCUUCUGCGUGUUGUGCAAGAAAGAUUAUGUUGUGGCUAGAAUGGUACAUCAUGCUAAGACGCAUGUCAGAGAUGGGAUAUUUUCCUGCCCUGUUUGUGCAAAAAAGUUUAAGAGAAAGGAACAGUUUACGCCACAUGUAAAGGAACACAUUAAAAAGCCCAAGAGAGAGAAAAAACAGAAGAAGAAAUUAGUAAAAUCUUUGCUUCCUGGAAUGAACGUGAAUGCUAAGCACUUCGAUGAUGUGAAAGUUUCGGUUAAAAAAGAGAUUGAGGAAAAUGACUACAUAAUCUUCAGCGGAGCGGACUCUGUGGACGAAGAUCAAGGUGAUGUGUCCAAGCCUGAAGUAGAUGACGCUGUAGUGACACAGUGGACAGAAAGCUAUCCGUGUCCGGGUACGGCAUGCUCGAGAUCUUUCAAAUACUACAAGAACCUCACUGCCCAUUUGAAGAAUGAUCACUUGGACAAUGAUGAGAAUGUAAAGCACUUCCUUGAAAUGAACAACAGGAAGGCACUAUGUAAAUACUGCCGGCGCCAUUUUGUCAGUGAUUACCAUCUGAAAGCCCAUUUAAAGGUCCACUCUGGCUUGGAACCGUAUAUUUGCAUUCAAAUGGACUGCAACGCCAGCUUCCAGGCGUUUGCGGAUCUGGUGAAGCACAGAAAGCAACACAAGGAAUUCCUAUCCAAGUGCACGUUCAAAGGCUGCAACAAGGUUUUCAGCGGAUCGUGCUUACUGUACCACCACGAAGCCCAGCAUUACAGGGAAGCGGCCUACUCGUGCAAUUUGUCGGGCUGCAAGAAAUUCUAUUUUUCCAGAAGGGAAUUCCAAACUCAUCUGCAAACGCAUGGCUUGACGAGUCUGGAAGAAUUUGAGGCCAGACUUCUGAAAAAAGAAAAAGGAAGCGGCGACUCCUCGGAGGAUGUGACGGAAGACGACUCUCAGCUCGUGACCGGAGAGGAGAAGCCUUGUCCUGUGGUUAGCAACGUUGCAGAAAAUGCAACUGAGAACCCAUUACAGAGUUGCAGCUAUUCUCUGCCGCAAGGAACGAUAAAAAAGGAAAAGGAGUAUAAUCCAGAUGAUUCUUAUUGCCCCGCAAGGCUGGAUACGGACAGGGCUGAUUCAGCAGGCAAGGGUAAAUCUGCAUAUCCUAACCUCCGGGGUGUUUAUUCAGAAAACUUGCUUGUGCCAUUAGAAAAGCUUGCAUCCUUUAAAGAGUUAAGUGACAUUGAGGACAUGAUGAAGGCUGCCACACUUCACCCUGAAAUCAACAGGAGCUUAGCCAAGCACAAAAUCACCACUAAUGUUGCAGAUAGCUUGCCAGCUUUCAAUAGGUUUGCUUGUGGUAUCGUUGGCUGCAGCAUGGAGUAUGCCUUGGCAAAGGACCUGAAGAAACACAUUAGGGCAGCACAUUCAAAUUAUUAUAAAGGAAAGAAGAUUGAUAAACACAGCAGAAGUGUUCUGAAAGGUACUGCUACAAGUCAAGACAGGGUUAAAGCUGAGAUGGGAGAGCAAGCCUUAUCAACGCAGCUGUUGUCAUUGCAGGGGCAAGAAGGACAGUUAGGUGCACCCAUUGAUGCACUUCGCAAAAACAAAAGUGUGUUACACAAAGCGCAAAGAAUUAAGAGGCCCAAGAAUAACAGGAAUGCCAAAUGGCCCGCUAUCUUUAAGGGCGAUAAGUUUGUAUGCUCUCGAUGCUUCAAGGAGUUUACGAACCCCAAGUCACUCGGUGGCCACCUUGCUCGCAAAAUAAAAUGCCCUUUACUGGCCGAGAAUAGCACAGAGGCUAAUGCAGUUGUGCAGGCUAAUGCAGUUGUGCAGGCUAAUGUAGUUGAGCAGGCUAAUGCAGUUGAGCAGGCUAAUGCAGUUGAGCAGGCUAAUGCAGUUUUGCAGGCUAAUGCAGUUGAGCAGGCUAAUGCAGUUGUGCAGGCUAAUGCAGUUGUGCAGGCUAAUGCAGUUGUGCAGCCUAAUGCAGUUGAGCAGCCUAAUGCAGUUGAGCAGCCUAAUGCAGUUGAGCAGCCUAAUGCAGUUGAGCAGCCUAACGAAGGCGAGCCACCAAGCCAGCCCGCUAACAUUCCUGAGGUUCCAACUCUCGAGGAACUCGUAAGGGCUCUGCAGAAGCUGCAGCUGAAUAAAUCUGAAGCCGUUGUGGGCAAAAUGACGGUGUGUGCCUCUGCUUUAACUUCAUCCCUGAUAGAGCCUGUGCCGACCUCCACCAGUGCCGCUUCCAUGUCCACACCUUUAGAUAAUGUUUCCCAACCACAGCCACACUCUCGUGAGCUCCUCCAACUCGAUUCAUCGAAAGAGGACUCGGGGGUCAUUAAGCCAUUUGUUUGCGACAAUGACGGAUGUGCCUUUAAGGCGAUGACCAAAGAUGGCCUCAUUAACCAUUACGUUAAAACUCACAAGUACCCCAAGGACAAGGUCCUCAAGUUAAGCCGCUUUCAACUCAGGUUUGCCCCAUUCAAAUGCCACAUCUGCCUAAGAACAUUUACGAGAAAAACAAACCUCAGAACUCAUUACAAACAAAUGCAUAGGUUCAGUAAAGAGGACAUGCAGAAAGGAAAGUUCUCGUAUAUAAACUGUGUUUCUGUUCCUGGCAAUAGAAACCCUCAGCUGAUUGUGCCAAAUAUAUUAAUUAAAACUGAGAAUGGGAGUCCACUCCGCACUGAAGAGAUAUUGUGCGGCGCUCCCAAUGUCACUGAAAGGUUGGGUUUGUCUGAAGACGCUGAGCCAAUUAAAACAGAAAAGGAUUCCCUUUAUCCAAUGACCGUUCCUUACCAGACUGAAGACUGUAAUUUAUUUGGAGAUGAUGAGCAUGUACAACUUGGCACAGUGGGUGGUAGCUGGCGGCAGCCUGGCAGUGAUUCGGAGAACACGAUGAAUGAGUCUUUCACGACUGAGAUUGAAUGUUCUGAAUCCGCAGAAUCGUUAAAAUCCGAGGAGCUGCAUCUGAACGGCAGCGUGGAGUCUGGCGGCUUGAUGCCGGACAGCGCGGACGAAUCCGAAUCCAAGGAAGAGGGUCGGGGGAGCCGAAGAGUUGGUGCUAAAAGCAACCUGUGCUACAUGUUGAACAAGUAUCACAAACCUUAUCACUGCAUUCACAAGGGCUGCACUGCGGCUUUCACCGGCCAGCCUAACCUGAUCCGACACUACCAGACGGUUCACCAGUACAACCGGGAGCAAAUGAGUCUGGAGGAAGAUCAAGGAAAUGCCAAGAAAGACAAUACCAAAGUCAAGAAAAUCUUCAAGUGCAAGUUUGAGGGUUGCACCAAGCGUUUCCAGUAUCCUCGCGUGCUUUUGAGGCACUACAGUGAAAUCCACAAGCUCGCCGGGGGCGAGUCGGGGAAGUUUGCUUGCAAUCAGACGGAUUGUCUCUCCCCUUUUAACAUGUACGGCAACCUCAGACGGCAGGCUGCCGAGUUACAGUUCAAGUGCAGCAUAGACGGCUGCAGCCGUAACUACACGAUCCGCUCCAGCUACCUGCGUCAUGUCCAAAGACAGCACAAAGCCCAUUACAAGUCAAUACUACUGAGGCCGCGGAAAAACUCAAAAUAUGACCGCAAGUCUAAUUUGGAAAGAUGCAACUUGGACUGCCUGGCUGGAGGUGCCAAUGGAUCCAGUUCGUCUGUUAAGCCUGAGAUGAAGCUGUUUAAGCAGGAGCAACUCACUGAUGAAGACAGUUCCAGCUCCGUGCCACUGCGUCCACCUAAUUUGGGUCGAAUCAGCGGAGAGAAUCUCUCGGACGAGGAAAGCUGCGAUUCCGAGUCUGAUGUCGACUCUAAUUUUGAAAUUUACAAGGCGAACCUCGACUCGUUGGGUUCAGCCCUGAAGCAGGAGUCUGACUUUGAAAGCCGUCAGCACGGCGGGCAUCUCACAGGCAAGGCUUGCAACAGGAAAAGAAAAUUGGCAGCGGGUUUCAAAAGGAGUCUCGCGGACGAUCAUUCGGACAACUCGAAUGACUCGUCGGCGGUGCAGGACGAGGACUGUGGGAGGAGUGGAUCCUCCCUGGUUUACUGCGGUUCCUCAGUGGACGAGUACGAUAAGGAAUUGAGGAAAUUGGGCAAGUGUCGUGAUUUUUUGUUGAAGAGCGCCGACUGCGGGCUUGCGAUGUGCAAGAUUGAGAUUUUGAGGGAUCAGUUUCCGUGCAUGGUAGACAACUGCCAAACCGUGGUCCUGAGCCGGCGCAGCGUGAUGAGACACUACAAGAUACUCCACAAAAUGAGUGCCAAGUACAUUGAGCAGAAUUUUAAUACUCUCCUAAUGUGCAAGAAAUAUUCCGAUCCAUCCCGCGAGAAAAAGGAACCCGAUUCUCCGUUUCCCAAAAAAGCCCACUCUGAGCAAGUGGACGAUGGUCCAGGCUGCAGUGUUCUGCGGCAACAAAACGGGGAAACACCGCUGAAAACCGAGUUCAAAAUUGAGCCCGAGCAGAUUGGGCCAGGGCAGCAGUUGCAGAACUGCAGCGUGGCGCACGGGAACGGCGCCUUUCCCGGUGGUGGGAACGCCCUGUUUCCUGGGAAGUCCGUGAGCAGCAGCCUGGCUAUGGGGAUGGCAGGCAGGGGUCCGGGCUUCAAGGAAAACGAUGCCAAUCGGGCCUUCCUCCCGAAGAACGGAGGAGUCAUUGCAAAUAUGGUGAAGAAAAGUGGCACCCAAAAUGGCUCCGUCUUCACCAAGUUGAAGCAGCCUCUGAAAAGGAAAUCUGAAAUGGAAAUCCAGUCGCAGAGAACGGACUCCGCGUAUUUGUCGCAAGGCUCCUUCUUUGGUAGCAAGGAGAACCAACAGAACCAGAGUCCUCCACAGAAACCAUUUGACCUGACCACCUAUAAACCUCUUGGCUUCGAGGCCUCCUUUCUGAAGUUCAUUCAAGAAAGUGAAGACACUGAGAACGACGUGGAUGAGUCGUGGCAUUGGGAACCACCUAAACGAUGCAAACAAUUUAAUUCACCCCAGAGGGAGUCAGCAGUGGACACUGGCCCGACAGAUUCGACAGUGGAAAACUGUAAAGGGUGCAGUACAGACUGUGACAAAAACAACACUGCUGUGCAUGACAGUUUUGCAGCAAUCCAGCCUCUAAUUUCACAAGGGUCAAUUCCUUCUUUGGAGAACUUACGAACGAUAUUGGAUAAGGCGUUGACAGACUGUGGAGAUCUUGCCUUAAAGCAGCUUCAUUUUCUUCGGCCUGUUGUGGUCCUGGAAAGGUCGGAGUUUUCCACUCCCCUCCUAGAACUGUUUCCAACAAAAAAGAGUGAUGAACUGUGUGUGGGAAGUUCAUAGGACUAUUUGUAUCAAUUUUGCAAACUUAAAAUCACCAUACUGUAAAACUAUGUAGAGAGAUAAAAGCAGUGCUGCAGAGAAUAAAAAGUGAAUACGCCUGGGGCUUCCAUUUGGGAAACGAAACCUUGGUUUGUUCUGGUUUUGUGCAUGAUUGUGUGUGUGUAUACGAACGAGUAUUAGGGUACUUAUCGGGGGUUAGUAGUUCGCACUAAGAACUUGAAUGUGCACAUACAUACUGGUGCUUUUCUGUAAUAUAUUGUACACUACAUCUCCUUUAUGUAUGGGUUUUGAGAUAGUACACUGUCAAUUAAAUGGCAAUUUUUCACAAAAAAACAUUGUACUGAUGGGUUUUUACUAUGUCACAUUGUAUUGAUGCUUUUGGAAAAACAGAUUGGUCACCUUAUUAAUUUUUGGGAUCAAAGAAAUCUUGACAGUUAUCAAUUUUAAUUUUUUUUAAAGCUACUUUUACUGUAGUGGGACUUUGGCGAACCCAGACGUUUUUUCCUGAAAUAUUCUUGUAAUCGUAUAAGAAAUCUUCAAACUGGAACGUAAUUUUUGAUGAACUUCACUUUUACCGUGACCAUCCACACAAGUUGACUGAAAUGUUAUUUAAAAUGGGCUCAAGUUUUUUUUUUUUUUCUCUGCUUUAAAUGGAAUUCUCCCUUUUUUUUAUAACUUACUACUGUGUAGCAAUUUUGUUCUGAAUUCAGCUUUUGUUUUAAAAAAGGACCAAAUUGAUCACUGCAGUAUUUUCCUCUGUACAUUUUACAUAUUCUGCCCUCGUAAUAUAGAUUUUAACAUGAAAGGUAGUGAUCUCAUAAAGAAAAUUAAUUUGGUGUGUAUGUAUUUGGAGGUGGUGAAAUAGCAAGAGAUGACCUUCUGUUUAAGAUAUUUUGAAGUAAUGUGUUACUUAUUUAACAUGCAGUUUUUGCUAAGAAAUUUCAAAAUGUCUGAAUAAACCUAGAACAUUUUUGCCAGUAAACUA